Lycium ferocissimum is the source of this 3419-nucleotide messenger RNA. RefSeq names its product receptor-like protein kinase 7. Gene Ontology annotation, molecular function: ATP binding; protein kinase activity; protein binding. The coding region runs from base 191 to 3121 and encodes 976 amino acids. Gene Ontology annotation, biological process: protein phosphorylation. The transcript has 3 exons. Gene Ontology annotation, cellular component: plasma membrane. The record is from RefSeq and is a predicted model, not a curated record. NCBI's taxonomy places the organism in Eukaryota, Viridiplantae, Streptophyta, Magnoliopsida, Solanales, Solanaceae.
UUUCUUUAUUUUCUGACACAACAAAAUAAUUUUCUUACAAGUGGAGAAAACAGCACUUAAAUAAACAAAUCAAAGAGUAAGAUAUAUAAUGUGAACUCCUAUAACUCGUUAAGAAUUGGCGCUCUUCAUAGUCGUCAUCUCUCACACGUUUUUCUUAAACCACAAGACAAAAAACUUCUCUUCGUCAACUAUGGCCAAACUUAUCUUCUUUACUAUAUUCACCUUCUUUUUGUUCUUCCCUUUCGCUUUUUCCGAUGAACUUCAAACACUUUUGUCCAUUAAAACAACCUUAACAAACCCCAACACCAUAACCAAUGUAUUCAAUAAUUGGGAAUCAAAUACUCCUCUUUGUAACUUCAGUGGCAUCAAAUGUAACACUAAUGGAAAAGUCAAAGAAAUUGAUCUUUCAAGCCAAAAGAUUUCUGGGGUGGUUCCAUUUGAUACAAUAUGUUCUCUUAACUCAUUGGAAAAACUUUCUUUGGGUUAUAAUUCACUUUCUGGGAGUGUUAGUAAAGAUUUGAACAAGUGUGUUAGUUUGAAUUACUUGGAUGUUGGGAACAAUGAAUUUACAGGGACUUUUCCUGAUAUAUCUUCUCUCAAUGAGUUAACUCAUUUUUAUGCGAAUAACAGUGGGUUUACAGGAAAAUUUCCAUGGAAUUCUGUUGCAAAUAUGAGUAAACUGAUUGUUCUUAGUCUUGGUGAUAAUCAAUUUGAUCGAACGAUGUUUCCUAAAGUGAUUUUGAACCUUACUAAGUUGAAUUGGUUGUACUUAUCGAAUUGUGGACUUGAAGGUGAAAUUCCAGAAGACAUUGGAAAUCUUACAGAGCUGAUUAAUUUAGAGCUUUCGAUGAAUCAUUUAACUGGUGAAAUACCUGUGGGAAUUACUAAACUGAAGAAAUUAUGGCAACUUGAGCUAUAUGAAAAUCAGUUAACAGGAAAGUUGCCUGUUGGAUUUGGAAAUUUAACAAGCCUUGAAUAUUUCGAUGCUUCGAUUAAUUAUCUGUAUGGUGAUUUAUCGGAAAUUCGAAAAUUGGAUCAUUUGGUAAGUCUCCAGUUAUUAGUUAAUCAAUUUUCAGGGGAAUUGCCUGAAGAAUUGGGAGAGUUCAAAAGGCUUGUAAAUGUGUCUUUGUACACUAACAAGUUUACGGGUCAGCUUCCACAAAAGUUGGGUUCUUGGGCGAAUUUUGAUUUCAUUGAUGUAUCGGAGAAUAAUUUUACUGGUCCAAUUCCACCUGAUAUGUGCAAGAUGGGGACUAUGAGAGGAUUAUUGCUACUUCAGAACAAUUUCACAGGCGAAAUUCCAGGGACUUAUUCAAAUUGUUCAACAAUGGAGCGAAUUCGAGUGAGCAAAAACUCACUUUCCGGUGAGAUUCCUGCUGGAAUUUGGGGGCUACCGAAACUCCAAAUUCUUGAUGUUGCAAUGAAUGGGUGUGAAGGUGGUAUUACUUCUGAUAUUGGAAGAGCGAAAUCUUUGGGUGAAAUUUAUGUUGCUAAUAACAGAUUUUCGGGUAAGAUACCUUCUGAAAUUUCAAAUGCUUCAGCGUUGGUGAGAAUUGAUUGUAGCAACAACCAGUUUUCGGGUGAAAUUCCGGGGAGAAUUGGGGAGCUUAAAAAGAUUGGUAAUCUUUAUUUACAGAACAACAAGUUUUCUGGUUCAAUACCAGAUUCUUUAGGCUCUUGUGUUUCACUAAGUGAGAUUAACCUGGCUAAUAAUUCGCUUAGUGGCUCCAUUCCUGUUUCUCUGGGAUCAUUACCGACUUUAACUUCAUUAAACUUGUCAGAAAAUCAGCUUUCAGGGAAAAUUCCGACGAGUUUAUCAAAUCUGAAGUUAAAUCUUCUUGAUUUUUCCAACAAUCAGUUGACUGGACCAAUACCAGACUCUCUAUCGGUUCAUGAGGGUAGCUUUGCUGGAAAUAAUGGUCUUUGUAGCCAAAAGAUUAAGAACUUUCGUCGAUGUUAUGGUGAUUCUGGAAAGCCCGGAGAAUUGCACACCCUUUUGCUUGUUUUAUUGGUGGCGGUGAUUGUGGUGCUUCUUUCAUUUGCGGGUUUCUUGUACUUCAAGAAGAACAAUCAGAAAGACAAGGAGAGAUCUUUGAAGCAAAAUUCUUGGAAUACAAAGUCAUUCCAUAUUUUGACUUUCACUGAAGAUGAGAUUCUUGAUGGAAUAAAACACGACAAUUUGAUUGGAAAAGGUGGUUCGGGUAGUGUAUACAGAGUGCAGCUUUCAGAUAGCACUGAUUUUGCGGUAAAACAUAUUUGGACUUCUGAUUCAGGAGGAAGAAAAACGUCGGGAACAACAUCACCAAUGUUGGGAAAACCUGGGAAGAAAUCAAAAGAAUUUGAAGCUGAGGUUCAAACACUGAGCUCAAUUCGACAUGUGAAUGUGGUGAAAUUAUAUUGUAGCAUAACAAGCGAUGACUCAAGCUUGUUGGUCUACGAAUAUAUGCCAAAUGGGAGCUUGUGGGAUCGAUUGCAUACUUGUAAGAAGAUGCCACUUGAUUGGGAGACGAGGUACGAGAUAGCUCUUGGUGCAGCCAAAGGAUUGGAGUAUUUACAUCAUGGUUGUGAUAAGCCACUGAUUCACAGGGAUGUUAAGUCUAGUAACAUCUUGUUGGAUGAGUUUUGCAAGCCGAGAAUUGCUGACUUUGGUCUUGCUAAGAUUGCUCAAGCUGAUUCAACUAAAGAUUCAACUCAUGUCAUUGCAGGAACACAUGGAUAUAUUGCUCCUGAAUACGGAUACACGCACAAAGUGAACGAGAAAAGUGAUGUAUAUAGUUUCGGGGUGGUGUUGAUGGAGCUAAUAUCUGGAAAAAGGCCAAUAGAGCCCGAAUACGGAGAGAAUGGCAACAUAGUUACAUGGGUGAGCAGCAAAUUGAAGAGCAAGGAGAGUGUAUUAAGCAUAGUGGAUUCAAGUAUCCCGGAAGCUUUUCAGGAAGAUGCAAUCAAAGUCUUGAGGAUUGCCAUUGUCUGCACAGCUAGGCUUCCAACAUUAAGGCCAACAAUGAGAAAUGUAGUCAAAAUGCUGGAAGAUGCAGAACCAUGCAAAUUGGUUGGAAUUAUUGUAAGCAAAGAUGAUGGUAUUAACAAGGCAGAUCAACUGAAGGAUCACAACAAGAUGUGAUUAAAUCCCGUCUUCGAUGAGUUUUAAUGGUGAUAACUUCAUACCACUUUUGUCCGUUUCACUCUUCAACCUGAUCUCUAUGUUCUGAUGCUAAUCCUCCGCGGAACGUUGUAUCUUCUAGUAGUAUAUAAAGUUUCGAAGAUGGCCUACUGGCCUUGUAACAUAUAGUAGUAGAAGCUAGAUUCAUGCUAGUGUAUUGAGUUAGAUUGAAUUUAGAGAUGCAUGGCAUAAGUGCCAUAAGAUGUACUGUUUGUAUGUGCUAAAUAAAAAUGGUUUAGUAAUUCAAAUCCUUUCUCAA